AUGAAUGAGAAAACUAAGACUUGUCGAGAACUUGACAGUUCUUUCUAUAUUUCUAUCAAAUUAUUUGUUAUUCGUCCUUGGAGUAGAACUCUUGAGAAAGAUCUUGAAGAAUUGCGUACUAUUCCAAUUUGGAUGAAUAUUAGAAAAGUUCCUUUGUACAUGUGUAAUUCUAAAGGCCUGAGAAGCAUUGCUAGUUGUGUGGGUGUUCCUAUUAUGCUUGAUAAACAGACAUUAAAUAGAACUGGAAUGAUUUAUGCUCGUUUCAGUGUUGAAAUUGAUACUUCACGUGAGUUUCCUAGUUUUAUUCUUGUGUAUUUGGAUCAUAUGCUAGCUUUUGAAGUUGAUGUUGAGUACCCAUGGAAGCCUCCAAUGUGUACCCAUUGCAAGACUUUCAAUAAUUCUUCCAUUGCUUGUAAAAAGGUGGUUGAAAUUGUGCAGAAGAACCCUGUAACUCAAGGUAAGAAGAACAUUCCUGAUAAGGAAGGGUGGGUUAUUAAAGGCUCUAAAAGAAAUAGAGAAAAUAUAGAAAAUGAAGGUGUUAAGGUUACACAACAGAGCUUGGCUACUGGCUCUGAAUUGGAGAGUCAAAUGGAGGGUAUUGAGCAUUCAAUAACUGGGAUGGAUACCACUAAAAGUGCUUCUCAUUAUGCAAAAUCUGGCAGUGGUGGUGUGAUUGAAACCAUUAAUAUGUUUGAGGUCUUAGUUGAGCAGGAUCUCAAUGUCUCCCUUCACCAACCCAAGCAGGCUCAGUGGGAGGGUAUAAAACGAAAUAAUACUGGUUCUUGUUUUAUUACUGAUCAAGAAGGUGGAGCUCAAGCUCAUUUUAUCAAGGCCAAUGAUGGGGGUCCUUCAAAGCUAACACCAUCUAAGAACUCAGAUCUGAAAAGAUCUGGUAGAGAAACCCAUGUUCAAGAAUUAUGUGCUAGUAGCAUAAGACACAAAAUAAUGCCUUCUUGGAAAUUUCUAGAUAAUUAUAAUAAUGAUUUUGCUGGUAGAAUAUGGAUUGGUUGGGACCCUUGUGAGGUUAAGAUUACUAUUCUUCAUUCCUCUUCUCAGUGUAUUUUUGCUUUAGUGGAUACUGUUAAAGGGUUUUCUUUUGUGGCUACUUUUGUGUAUGACAACAAUGAUAUUGUUAUUCGUCGGUCUUUAUGGGAAGAUAUCUGUAACUUUAGUCAGGAUAAUUCUAGACCUUGGAUUAUUUUAGGAGAUUUCAAUUCCAUUAUGUCUCCAAUUGAGAAAACUGGUGGUGCUGAGAAAAAACCUUUUCAUUAUCAAGAUUUAAGCAACUGUGUCCAAGAGGCUCAUCUCAUGGAUCUUCCUUAUUCGGGAUGUUUCUAUACUUGGUUUAAUAAACAAGGUGCUACUAGAAUUGGUUCUAAUAUUGAUAGAAUCAUGGUUAAUAUGGAGUGGAUUGAUCAGUUUGUGGAUUCAAAGGCAGAAUUUCUUCUCCCUGGGGUUUCUGAUCAUUCUCCUGGGAUUGCCUCUAUAUUUGGAAAAAGAAAACAUGGGACUCCACCUUUUAGAUUCUUUAACUAUAUGACUAAGGAACCUGAUUUUCUUGAUUUGAUUAGAAGGGUUUGGAAUGUUAAGGUGAGGGGUAAUCCUAUGUAUGUGUUCAUGACUAAACUCAGAAAGGUUAAAGAUGUUAUUAUAGAUUGGAAGAGACUUAGAUUUAAGAACCUCUCUGAGCAGGAAAGGAUAUCAAGGAAUAAUAUUCUUACUCUUACUUCUAGGGAUGGUGUGGUCUUGGUGGAUGACAAGGAGAUAACUGCAGAGUGUAUUGAUUUUUUCUCUAAACUUUAUGAUGAAGAAGGAAAGGAGGACACUAAUGGCCAAUUAAUUGAGGAUCUCCACUUUGAUAAAGUUAUUGAUGAUACUUCUAAAUCGACUCUUAUUAGGCAUAUUACCAGAGAUGGAAUAAUUCAAGCUCUUGCUUCCAUAGGAUCGGGGAAAGCUCCUGGUCCAGAUGGUUUUUCCAGUCAUUUUUUCAAAUUCUGUUGGGCAAUAAUUGGAGAUGAUUUUGUGGCUGCUGUCAAGAAUGCUUUUAAGAGAUCAAAAUUCCUUAAAGAGGUAAACAAAACUUUUGUCACUCUUAUUGCUAAAAAUGAGAAUCCUAGUGGUAUUGUGGACUACAGACCUAUAGCUUGUUGUGAAGUAGUUUACAAAUGCAUUGCCAAGAUUAUAUCUCUCAGAAUGAAGUUUUUAUUGAAGCAUUUAAUCCAUCCCUGCCAAUCUUCUUUUAUAGCAGGAAGAUCUAUUCAAGACAACAUUCUAGUAGCACAUGAGAUUUUUAGAAACUAUCAUAGGACUACUGGUACUCCUAGAUAUACCAUGAAGAUUGUUCUCAGGAAAGCAUAUGACAUUGUUAGCUGGAAGGCAGUUCUUAUUACUUUAAAGAAGAUGGGAUUCCCUGCUAUUUUUAUUGGCUGGAUUGAACUUUGUAUUACUUCACCUAAGUUUUCUAUUCUUAUUAAUGGGUCUUCAUAUGGCUACUUUGGAGCUAGAAGAGGACUGAGAGAAGGGUGUCCCCUCUUCCCCUAUAUUUUUGUCAUGGUGAUGGAGCUUCUUAGCAUUAUUCUUCAAAACACGGGCACUACUAAUGCAGCUGCUAAUUUAAGGAGGGGUAUCAUGGAGUUUAGUGCUUGUUCUGGUCUUCAAAUGAACCAACAGAAAACUUCUUUGUUUGCUUCUACAGUUGGAGAUGAUGAGCUACAGAGUAUACUUCAUAUUAUGCAAUAUCUUGAGGAUAAAUUGCCAGUAAGAGUUCUAGAUCAGAGACAAAUUGCUAGAGACAUGGUCAUUACUAUUUUGGGUGAUGAAGCAAAUACUAUUUUUUUGCAUGAUAAUUGGCAUUAUAAAGGUAAAUUGUCUUCUUGGAUUGAUCCUUAUAUAAUUUAUGAGUAUUUUCCAAAUGAUGCUUGCACUGUCUCAGAUUUUGUUAAAAAUGAUGAAUGGUAUUUACCUCCUUCAUAUGAUCCUAGCGUUGCAGCUAUCUUUUUACAAGUGGCUUCAACUGAUUUCCUUACUUUAGAGAAGGACAAGGUUAUGUGGUCUGUUAGUAGUUCUGAGGGUUUUUCAGUUAAAGAUACUCAUAGUUCCUUAUUUCCUCAUGGUGAGAAAGUGAACUGGAGUACCCUUGUAUGGUUUAAACUUCAUAUACCUAGGCAUUCCUUUAUUACUUGGGUGACUUUACAUGGCAGAUUAAAAACUAGAGAUAAGCUUCUUAAAUGGAAUGUUAUUGCUUCUUCUUCUUGUUUAUUCCGUGCUGCUACUGAAGAAAAUGAAGCAUAUAUGUUCCAUGCUUUGAGCUACCUAAUUGUCCAAGAAGUGUGGCUUAAGUUGAGUGCUCAUCAUUUGAAGGAUGUUGAUUCUGUUGCUAACAGGCUAUUCAUGGAGAGAUGGAAGGUCAACUGUGAGUUCAUUUUAAAGCAAACUAUUUUAUGUGCUUGGAUUGCUCCUACUGGUUAUGAUGUUAUGAUAAAUACUGAUGGUGCAAUGUCUGAAGUUGGUGCUGGUUUUGGAGCUAUUAUAAGAGAUUAUCUAGGAACUGGAGGAAGUCACUCUAUCUCUGUUGAGACUCAUGAACUGCAGGGUGUGGAACUGGAUUUAAAAAUUGGGCUUGAGAUUGAAGCAAAAUGUAUCCACCUCUGUACUGAUUCUUUUUCUAAUUGCCUGCUUCUUAACAGUUAUGAUCCUAAACCCCCUGGAAGACUGUCCAGAUUUGGAGAAGAAUUAUAUUGCUGCUGGGGGAUUCACCCUUGUUCUAACUAUGCGAAGAUUGAUGAAGCUGAGUUUACUUUGGAGUUUAGAGAAAUUCUGGCUGCUGAUAGGGCAGGGAAAGUUUUUAUCAUAAAUUAG
This is a messenger RNA of Papaver somniferum (opium poppy), 3858 nucleotides long. RefSeq lists its product as uncharacterized. NCBI's taxonomy places the organism in Eukaryota, Viridiplantae, Streptophyta, Magnoliopsida, Ranunculales, Papaveraceae. The record is from RefSeq and is a predicted model, not a curated record. Bases 1 to 3858 code for a protein of 1285 amino acids. The transcript has 7 exons.